Ipomoea nil (Japanese morning glory) is the source of this 1877-nucleotide messenger RNA. RefSeq names its product hydroxymethylglutaryl-CoA lyase, mitochondrial-like. The coding region runs from base 288 to 1628 and encodes 446 amino acids. NCBI's taxonomy places the organism in Eukaryota, Viridiplantae, Streptophyta, Magnoliopsida, Solanales, Convolvulaceae. Gene Ontology annotation, molecular function: hydroxymethylglutaryl-CoA lyase activity. Gene Ontology annotation, biological process: L-leucine catabolic process; ketone body biosynthetic process. The transcript has 11 exons. The record is from RefSeq and is a predicted model, not a curated record.
ACAUCCGAUAAAAUUGGAACGAUACAGAGAAGAUUAGCAUGGCCCCUGCGCAAGGAUGACACGCACAAAUCGAGAAAUGGUCCAAAUUUUUUUGAACCCGAAAACUGAAACACGCUUAUGAAUUUGUUCGCAAAUUUCUCCAUAAAAUUGCAAUAUUUUCAGCUGGUUGUGCUAAACUUUGAGUUUUUUCUGCUCCGUAGCUCUACUGAAUCUCAGAACAGAUAAGCUUUGAAGGUAAACAUCUGGAAUAAGCUGUUGUUUGUUUCAACACAUUAAGUUGUGAUCCAAUGUUAUCACAUAAGGCUGUCAGGAAAUUUUCGAGGUUGAGAUUUGGUGCUUGCAGUGUAUUUGGUAAUGAUAUUCUAGGCAGUGUUCCUGAAAUGGAACUCCAAAAUUUCAAGGGUGAACAAGGGAAGCGGUUCUCUUCGAGUAAAAUGGACAGGGAGGAAGACAAUGGAAGAGUAUAUCUAUGGCAAAGGCAAACGAAUAGAGUUUCACAUAAUCCUGCCUUUACCCGAGAAACUAGUGUUACUGGAACCACACAUAAUGCUUUCCAUAUGUUGCAUCAUUGUUAUAGCACACAACUGAAUCCACGACAUGGUGUAGGCUUAAAUAAGGUAUUGGGAUCUUUGCCUGAAUUUGUGAGGAUAGUAGAAGUAGGUCCAAGAGAUGGGUUGCAAAAUGAAAAGGAGAUCAUAUCUACAAGUGUGAAAGUUGAACUAAUACAAAUGCUUGUUUCUGCGGGGCUGGAAGUCGUCGAAGCUACUAGUUUUGUGUCACCGAAGUGGGUACCACAGGUAUUCAGUCUUGCUUGUAGUCAGUGCAUGAUCAAUGGUUUAUUGUACUAUUUUCUGAGGAAUAGAAUUGUCCUUGCACUACUUGCUGAUGCAAAGGAUGUAAUUCAAGCAAUUCAAAACAUUGCAGGCGUGCGAUUUCCAGUUUUGACACCAAAUCUGAAAGGUCUUGAGGCUGCUGUGUCGAGUGGGGCCAAGGAAGUUGCAGUAUUUGCUGCAGCUUCUGAGUCCUUUUCUCGGUCAAACAUAAAUUGUAGCAUUGAAGAGAGUCUCGCUCGUUAUCGUGAUGUUGCUCUUGCUGCUAAAAAUCAUUCCAUUCCUGUUCGUGGAUAUAUAUCGUGUGUUGUAGGAUGUCCAGUGGAAGGAGCAGUACCUCCUUCAAAAGUGGCAUAUGUUGCUAAGGAACUUCUAAAUAUGGGCUGCUUUGAAAUUUCUCUCGGUGAUACAAUUGGGGUUGGUACUCCAGGUACAGUCAUUCCCAUGCUUGAAGCCGUGAGCGAAGUUGUUCCCGUGGAGAAGCUUGCUGUCCAUUUUCACGACACUUAUGGCCAAGCUCUGUCUAACAUUCUCGUGUCAUUACAGAUGGGAAUCGGCACAGUGGAUUCCUCUGUAUCCGGGCUUGGAGGUUGUCCAUAUGCGAAAGGUGCAUCAGGGAACGUUGCGACUGAAGAUGUUGUAUAUAUGCUGAAUGGACUCGGAGUGAGGACAAACGUUGAUCUCCAAAAGCUCAUGCUGGCAGGGGACUUCAUCUGCAAGCAUUUGGGCCGGCCUUUGGGUUCCAAGACCGCAAUCGCCCUCACCAGACGCACACCACCUCAUACUUCCAAACUUUAAAAGUGACAGAAAAGAUGGAACAAAAUACAAACCCAAUGGAAGAUUGAGUUACCAUGAAGUGCUAAGCAGAAGGUAAUUUUGUGCUUUUAUGGUCAUUGUAUUUUGUGGGCGGAUUCAUGCUAACAGACAGGUCACAUGGACUGGGAGUUUUCUUGAGAUAGAAUUUGUGUGUCAGCUCUCCUUCAAGACUCUGUGCAACACAAUAAAUUGAUGAAAUAAUAUAUUCAACUUGGUCUGUUCAAGACCAAA